Prorocentrum cordatum is the source of this 1795-nucleotide messenger RNA. The record is from the annotation of a GenBank genome assembly. NCBI's taxonomy places the organism in Eukaryota, Dinophyceae, Prorocentrales, Prorocentraceae.
GGCAGCGGACGCGACGCUGGAAGGCUGGGAGGAAGUCUGGGCGGACACCUUCGACGCCGACGAGCCGUGGUGCCGGGCGCCCAGCGCGGCCGAGUGGCUAGAGCAGGCAGUCCCGAGGACCACACCGAAGGACAUCAUCGAGGCGUGCCGGCGGUUCCGCCCAGACACAGGCCUUACAGAUGCAGACUGGCACCCGCGUUUGUGGAGGCAUGGCGGGUAUCGAAGUGUUGCGCGCGUUGCAAGCGUGCUGAACGCGGUGGAGCGAGUUGCGCCGUGGCCCACAGCGCCGGCCACCAUCCUUUUCAAUCUGAUGCGUAUGGCCGCUGUGGGUUUCCGUAACAUGGUUCCCAUCCCAGAGUUGUCGCGCGUGUGGGUGACCAUCCGCGUCCUCUACGCCAAGCGCGUGGAGGCGGCCAACACGAGAGCCUACAACUGGGCCGCGCGCGCCGACGGCCACAAACACGCGGUGAUCUACUUCGACUUGUUCAAGUGCUUCGAGUGGGUCACACAGCGAAAGGUCUGGGAGUCGGCCAUGCGCCGGGGUUUUAAGCCAAUCAUCAUGCGCGUCGUCCUCAGAGUCUACAGCAUGGUGAGACGCAUCUUCCUGGACGGGUGCUACACCGAGGGCAGAGCCUGGAAACGCGGCAUCGUGGCCGGCAGCAGGUACGCGCCGUUCUGCCACAAGAUGGUGACCAUCGUGGAGCUGGACGAGCUAGUGAACCACUUCCCGUGGGUGGACACAUGCUUGUUUUUCGACGACCUCGCCAUGGCCACGCACGGCAUUCGCGAGUUCGUCGAGCACUCCCACCCACUACUCAUUGCGGCCGUGAUCUACAUGUUCGAGGCGAAGCUGGACAUGGCCGUCUCAAAAGGCGCGUUGGGGAAGACGUUCGCCCGGACCUCCAGUACCGUGCUCGGGAAGCACAUCAACGUGAUCACCAGGCGCCUCGGGUCGUCAAGCACGGGAAGCACCUUGGUGCCCGCGCUCCUCCACGGCUCGUCCACCGUCGGCAUGGCGGACUCCAACCUCAACGAGUUGGGGAAGAGAGUGGCGACGGCGAUGGAGGGCAACGCCAAAGGCAGGUCGACUGCCCUCGCGCCGCUCAGCGACGGGGUCGACCCAGGCCACCUGGCCAACAGCAGCCCCAGCUUGGCUGGGGCGACGGCGUGGCAGGAGGCGUUCGAGGACAUGCAGCUGUCUUAUAUAAACUCCACAUCGCGUGCGCACUCGGUGACGAUCGACGGCAUGGCACGCGACCUGCGCUGCACCAGUUUGCAGGGGGGACAGCACCACGUCGUGACCACCACCGAGAAGCAGCUGAAGAACGAGAGGGUAGAGCAGCGCGGCCACCAGUACUGCAUCAACGCCAUCUUCCUGGAGCGCGGUUUCAUGUCAAAGGGGCGGCACCACCAGAUAUUUGUGGAGCUUGCGGGCGAGCGCGUGGCACCGCUCGACAUCGCACCUGCGCGUGCCCAGCCGGUCAGCAUCAUCGAGAUCUUGUUGGAGGCGUGCGCAUUCAACAAGGAGGAGCAAACCCAUGGCCUGGCCCAGGUACUGAAGGACUACGAGGGAGAGGUAUCACAGCAGACCCCGUUGUCGAGCUCGGCCUCUGAGACUUGGCGUCGUUCGACGAUUGGCUCGCCGAGGCAAUUGGGGCGGCCUGGCGACGGGGGACAUCUACGUGGCAGCUCGCUGCAGCUCGGCGAUCGCGCUCCGCUUCCAUGGGGGGCUGGUGCACCGCUAGGCUGGAGGACGACAGCGACGAGUUCAAGAUGGACCACGCGUGCUACUGAC